CGUCAGCAAAACUGCCCCUCGGGGCGAGAGGUCUCGCGCUCUCUCUCUCUCGCAAAGGGUUAAUUUUCCGAUCGCACGAGGGGGAGGAGAUUUCCCCGUAGACAAGUAAAAAGGGUGAUGGACAAACGUGCGGGCACUAAGACCGCAAGGCAUUCAUUUCCUCCGACGGUGGAUGCGGACGCCGGGAGGAGGAGAGCCGCGGAGCGAGGAGCUGGGAGCCGUGGCACAGAGAACACGUAGCGACUCCGAAGAUCAGCCCCAAUGAACAUGUCAGUGUUGACUUUACAAGAAUAUGAAUUCGAAAAGCAGUUCAACGAGAAUGAAGCCAUCCAGUGGAUGCAGGAAAACUGGAAGAAAUCUUUCCUGUUUUCUGCUCUGUAUGCUGCCUUCAUCUUUGGUGGUCGGCACCUGAUGAACAAACGGGCGAAGUUUGAACUGAGGAAGCCAUUAGUGCUCUGGUCUCUGACCCUUGCCGUCUUCAGUAUAUUCGGUGCUCUUCGAACUGGUGCUUAUAUGGUGUACAUUUUGAUGACCAAAGGCCUGAAGCAGUCAGUUUGUGACCAGAGUUUUUACAAUGGACCUGUCAGCAAAUUCUGGGCUUAUGCAUUUGUGCUAAGCAAAGCACCCGAACUAGGAGAUACAAUAUUCAUUAUUCUGAGGAAGCAAAAGCUGAUCUUCCUGCACUGGUACCACCACAUCACUGUGCUGCUGUACUCGUGGUACUCCUACAAGGACAUGGUAGCCGGGGGCGGUUGGUUCAUGACCAUGAACUAUAGCGUGCACGCCGUGAUGUACUCUUACUAUGCCUUGCGAGCGGCGGGUUUCCGAGUUUCCCGGAAGUUUGCCAUGUUCAUCACCUUGUCCCAGAUCACUCAGAUGCUGAUGGGCUGUGUCGUUAACUACCUGGUCUUCUACUGGAUGCAACAUGACCAGUGUUACUCUCACUUUCAGAACAUCUUCUGGUCCUCACUCAUGUACCUCAGCUACCUAGUGCUCUUCUGCCACUUCUUCUUUGAGGCCUACAUCGGCAAGAUGAGGAAAACAACGAAAGCUGAAUAGUGUUGGAACUGAGGAGGAAACCAUAGCUCAGGGUCAUCAAGAAAAACAAUAGACAAAAGAAAAAUGGCACAAGGAAUCACAUAUGGUGCAG
Molecule: messenger RNA, 1150 nt
Organism: Mustela erminea (ermine)
Lineage: Eukaryota; Metazoa; Chordata; Mammalia; Carnivora; Mustelidae
Gene: ELOVL6
Product: ELOVL fatty acid elongase 6
Exons: 5
Coding region: 262-1059 (265 amino acids)
Biological process (GO): fatty acid elongation, saturated fatty acid; very long-chain fatty acid biosynthetic process; fatty acid elongation, monounsaturated fatty acid
Cellular component (GO): endoplasmic reticulum; endoplasmic reticulum membrane
Molecular function (GO): fatty acid elongase activity
Source: RefSeq, a predicted model, not a curated record